Molecule: messenger RNA, 2276 nt
Organism: Branchiostoma floridae (Florida lancelet)
Lineage: Eukaryota; Metazoa; Chordata; Leptocardii; Amphioxiformes; Branchiostomatidae
Product: dihydropyrimidinase-like
Exons: 14
Coding region: 162-1913 (583 amino acids)
Biological process (GO): pyrimidine nucleobase catabolic process
Cellular component (GO): cytosol; cytoplasm
Molecular function (GO): dihydropyrimidinase activity
Source: RefSeq, a predicted model, not a curated record
UUGACCUGGAAACCUCCCGCGCGCCGGUCGGACACACGGAACCCUCCCAACACUCACCGGGUCGCUUCUCUCUCUCUCUCUCCCCCGAAAAUUGGCGGUAAAACCGAGGUGUGAAACCGUUUUGUACCUGUGGAUUGCUUCUCGUGGACCGGACCGCAGCCAUGCCUGUCGCUAACCGCCUGUUGGUGAAGGGAGGGAGAGUCGUGAACCACGACUGCACCGUGGAAGCAGACGUGUAUAUCGAAGACGGAGUCAUUGCACAGGUGGGGACGAAACUUGCCACCCCGGGGGGAGCGCGUGUCCUGGACGCCACGGGAAAACUGGUGCUUCCCGGGGGGGUCGACACCAACGUGCACUUCCAGGAGCCGGGGGCGGGGUGCAUCACUGCAGACGACUUCUACACAGGCACUAAGGCGGCGUUGGCCGGAGGCACCACGCUCGUGGUGGGCUUCGUGGUGCAAGACAACGACGAGUCGCUAGAGGACGCCUUUGAGCGGUGGAAGGCACAGGGAAACGAAAAGUCAUGCUGCGGCUUCACCCUACACGGCAACGUGACGUCAUGGGAUGACGCCACUUCCGGGGAGCUGAAGAACCUGGUCAACAAAGGUGUGACGUCCUUCAAGACGUCGCUGGCGGCGGAGGCUCGGCUGACGGACGCGCAGCUGCUGGAGAUGUUCGGCAGGUGUAAGGAGCUGGGCGCCCUUCCCGUGGUGCACGCCGAGAACGGGGACAUCAUCAGACAGAUGGAGCGGAGGUUGGCGGAGCAGGGGGUGACCGGGCCCGAGGGCUGCGUGCUCAGCCGCCCGGAGGAGGCCGAGACCGAGGCCGUCUUCAGAGCCAUCACCCUCGCGCAUGCGGUCAACGUGCCCCUGUACAUCCAGCCAAUCACAGGCCGGCCCGCUGCCGACGUCAUCGCCAUGGCCAGGAAAAGUGGAAAGCUCGUGUACGCCGAGGUGACGUCAGCAAGCGUGGCCGUGGACGGGACGCACUGCUGGGACCCGGACUGGAGACACGCCGCCGGCUACGUCACGGAACCGCCGCUGCGCGCUGAUGCCAACACACCGACACACCUCACCAACCUGCUCGCCAACGGGGACCUGCAAUGCUUAUCCAGCGCGGACCGCAGCUACAGCUCGGAGCAGAAGGCGGGCGGGAAUAAGGCUCCGGGGCAAACCGGCGACCUGCAGGUGUGCGGCAGCGGCGACGCGACCUUGAACGCCGAGCAGAAGGCGCUGGGCAAGGACGACUUCAGGAGCAUUCCGCGGGGGGUCAACGGCGCCGAGGACAGGAUGGCGGUCCUCUGGGAGACCGCAGUGCACGCCGGGAAGAUGGACGAGAACCAGUUCGUGGCGGCGACCAGCAGUAACGCCGCCAAGCUGCUCAACAUGUACCCCAAGAAGGGCCGGAUUGACGUGGGCUCAGACGGAGACCUCGUGGUGUGGGACCCUGCCGCCACAAGAACCAUCUCCGCCAAGACGCACCACCAGGCCGUGGACUUCAACAUCUUCGAGGGCAUGGUGUGUCAUGGCGUCGCCCUAUCGGUUGUCCUUGGCGGGAAGGUCGUCAUAGAGGAGGGACGAAUUCUGGCCGCGGCGGGAGCGGGAAAAUUCGUCCCCAGGGAGCCGUUUGGUAACUACACGUACGGGCGCAUCGCCGCCAGAGACAGACUACAGAAGCCCAGCAAGGUGACCCGGGAGCCGUACACAGGGCCCGUCUCUGAGCCCAUGCAGACGACGGAUGGCUUCGGCAGGCAGGAGUCGGCCCGCUCGUCACGUGACCUGCACCAGUCCAGCUUCAGCCUAUCAGAGAUGGCGCCGGAGCUGCCGGAAGUGGAAGAGGUCAGGUCACCACGCAGCCGCCCUAGCACGCGGGUCAUCAACCCCCCGGGCGGCCGGUCCACGUCACUCUGGUAGAGGAACAGACGUGCAGCUCAGCAUAUGUCGGUCACAAGCGUCGUGCGAUCGUCGUGCGAUUUUGAUGUCGUAAAAUGUUCAAGCAGGCUGUGACAGAACCAACAUCUGACAAGGAUCCAAGACUGUGAGCCUUAACGCUACCAAGACAGAUAAAUUUUGCACGACAGACGCACGACUAACCCAAGAUUGCCUUUUAAUAGUAUAGAUUUGUGGUUGUGCGACGAUCGUGCGACAAAUCUUACCAGGCCCUUAGGACCCGGUCACACACGCCGUACGACCGUCACACGGUCACAAACUAAAGGCAUUUUCUAGAUGAUCUAGUGUCUUUCAAAACCCAGCUGUACUAUUACGUUAAUUACGGAA